Xylona heveae TC161 is the source of this 2997-nucleotide messenger RNA. RefSeq lists its product as hypothetical. The transcript is spliced from 3 exons. Gene Ontology annotation, biological process: mitochondrial tRNA 3'-end processing. The record is from RefSeq and is a predicted model, not a curated record. The coding region runs from base 1 to 2997 and encodes 998 amino acids. NCBI's taxonomy places the organism in Eukaryota, Fungi, Ascomycota, Xylonomycetes, Xylonales, Xylonaceae. Gene Ontology annotation, molecular function: 3'-tRNA processing endoribonuclease activity. Gene Ontology annotation, cellular component: mitochondrion.
AUGAGAAACUACGUUCAAUUCAUCACGACCCCGACAGGGGACACACCUGGCACUACUGUUAUGAUUCAUUUUGACAGCAAGCGCUAUCUGUUUGGAAACGUGUCAGAGGGUACGCAGCGUGCCUGCACACAAACGGGUGCGCGAUUGGCCAAGGUAUCCGACAUUUUCGUUACUGGAAAGACGGAAUGGGCAACCGUUGGGGGUGCCAUUGGCAUGAUCUUGACAUUGGCAGAUGUGACUGGUGCUGCGGCCGCCGAUGCUGCCGAAAAACAAAAAGGAAAGGUGGCACGUAAAGGUAUUGACGGAGAGCAUACCACCAGUUCUGAUCUUAAGCCUACCUUGAACAUUCAUGGAAGUUCAAACCUCCUACACACUCUGGCAACAGCACGAAAAUUUGUUUUCAGGAAGGGAAUGCCAGUCAAUGUUGAAGAAUACUACGAUGACCGUACUCCUCGCUAUAGUGGGACAGAUAUUCCACCUUCUUGGGCAGAUUCGAACCUGAACGUAUGGGCUAUGCCGGUUUGUCCCGCCGGGGUCAAUCCGAAGGGAUGGGCCUCUGGGGAUAAGAGUCCCGGCAAGCGGACAUUUGAUGAGAUGGACGAGUCAGAGGAAGAUCUGGCUGCAAAAUUUGACCGGGAUAAUCAAAUGCGCAAAUCUAUCGUCGGCGAAAUGUUUAACUCGUCAUGGCGACUUGAUGCAAUGGAGGAGACGCAUAUCUCGCAAGUAGAUAUGCCGGCCACCUUGUUCGUCCGAAACAGAAGCACUCGCCAGAUUGAGAAGUAUGAAGGUCCCAUGCCCGGCGGACCAGAGCCACUUCCUGACAUCAAAGUGCUCGUGAGAAAGCCGUGGCCGGGAGCGAUGAUUAGCAAAUUGCCAAGCACAUCGCCUUCGCCCGUUGCCAUGUCCUGGAUAGUGCGCAACCAUCCACAACGCGGCAAGUUCCAACCCGCAAAGGCGAAACAGCUAAACGUAAAGAAUCCCAGGCAAUUUGGUGAACUUGCGUCUGGAAAGAGCGUCAUCGCUGAUGAUGGCAAGACGGUCACACCGGACAUGGUGCUUAGCCCAGGAAAACAAGGGGGUGGUAUGGCAAUUGUGGAACUACCAUCUGCCGAUUACGUGGCGCCUUUACUGGAAAGGAGAGAGUGGAAAUCAAAAGAGGUCAUGGACGGUAUCGAAGCAAUCAUCUGGAUCCUUGGGCCAGGCGUGAUAGGAGACCAGUUGCUCAACAAAUUCGUUACCGAGAACAAGCAAUUCAAGCAUAUAGUAUCAUCGCGAGAUGUCUGUCCGAACUAUUUGUCCAUGGAUUCUGCAGCUGCUGCUACCGUCCGACUUAGCCAGCUAGAUUCGGACAGGUUUCCUUUGCUGGUACAUGACAAUCGUACUCUGCCUCAGCCUGGAUAUGGAUUGAAAGAUUUUGUUCUGCCCUCGAACUCCCCGUUCAUAGCAGCGGACAGAGGGCUCAAGGUGCAACUCGAGCCAUCGGUGGAAGUGCAACAAGAUGCUCUUGUACCAUUUGUCAAUACUGGAAGAGUCAUUAGGGAGACGGAUCCUGAGGUCAUUCGGUUAGCGGAUCAGGCAAAGAAAGAAAUUUCUAGUGAUGUUUUCAGAUCUGAGCUUGAACAGAAACAGCGCGACAUACCCAGCAAAGACGCGGAGAUUAUUACUCUCGGAACCGGCUCGGCUUUGCCUUCGAAAUACAGGAAUGUUUCUGCCACUCUGUUGCGAGUUCCGGGCUACGGAUCCUACUUGCUGGAUUGUGGAGAGAACACUCUUGGCCAACUUAGACGCGUGUUUCCACCAGAGGAAUUACGCGAAGUUCUCCAUGACCUUCGGGCGAUUUGGAUCAGCCAUCUCCACGCCGACCAUCACCUGGGUGCUGCGUCUGUUAUCAAAGCAUGGUACAAGACUGUGUAUGGGGACAAUCCUCCACAAAAUACACCUCUCCACGACGCCGAUCUUCUGGCCAGAUUAGAAGACUCCCUGACUGAGAAACGCCUGUUUAUCUUCUCCGAUAAGGGCUUCAUUCAAUGGCUUCGCGAGUACUCCAUGGCUGAGGAUAUUGGAUAUUCCAAGUUGAUGCCGGUGACGGUCAAGUGGGUACAAGCUAGCAAGACUACCGAAUUUUACAUUGGUGAUUCUCGCGAGGCGCAGAUCCUCUCCGAGAAUGAAGAACUAAACGCCAAAUUCGCUGCCGCGACGGGUCUCCAGUCUUUUCAAGCACCAGAUGUAAAUCACUGCCGAGGCGCCAAAGCUCUCGUACUUUCCUUCCCCAAUGGCUUCAAAUUUUCUUACAGUGGGGAUGCCCGGCCGUCCAAAAGUUUUGCCGAAGCCGGAAAGGGAUCUACCGUUUUACUUCACGAAGCCACAUUUGACGACGAACUCCAGAGCGAUGCCAAGGCUAAAAAGCACAGCACAACUAGUGAAGCACUGGCUGUUGGACUGGAAAUGGGUGCACGGAGAAUCAUGCUCACACACUUUUCCCAACGCUACCAAAAGAUUCCAAACAUGGACGCUCUUGAUGGCAAGCUCCCUGCGCUGGAGGAGGAUGCAGAUGCUCCACCGCCGGCUGCCGACGCCGCAGACGAAGAUAAGGGCGGUCAAAUUCGACGAGGAACUCACCAGACGAAGGAGCAUUCAACUGCUUCCCCUUCAAUCCCUCCAGCCGAGGCCAUCGACAGAGCGAAGCGAGGGGAUGUCAAGAUUGGAGUCGCCUUUGACUAUAUGCGCGUCAAAGUCGGCGAGAUUGCCCAUCUGGAAAAGUUCACACCCGCCUUUCUGAAACUGUACGAGGAAAAGGAAGCCGAGGAGAGCAUUGCUCCUGGCGACGAGCUUGAGCCUGACGAGAAACAGAAAAAGAUUCAGGAAAAGCAAGAAAAGAAAAAAACCAAGGGCCAGAAACAUGAUCAAAAGAAUAAACCAAAGGUCUCAAAGGAGAAGAACAAGAAGGACGUCCGCCAGGAACAUCAACCUGCCGGCGGGGAACCGAUGCAGUUGUGA